Messenger RNA from Cataglyphis hispanica, 8029 nucleotides. It is a transcript of the gene numb, whose product is annotated as protein numb. Bases 2660 to 4651 code for a protein of 663 amino acids. The transcript has 10 exons. The record is from RefSeq and is a predicted model, not a curated record. Lineage: Eukaryota; Metazoa; Arthropoda; Insecta; Hymenoptera; Formicidae.
AAGCCUCUCAGGGAGGGUUGUCGGGUAUCCGUUGGGGCUCGCUUAUGCCGGAGAAUAUACACCAUCGAACAAAGUCUUCCCAUACCGGAUCCGGUGAAAGUUCAUAAUGUUGCGUCGCGUUGUUCUUCGCGGCAAAAGUGCGACGGCGCGACGGUGUAUUCCUUUCAGAUCUGAAUUUUAUUGACAAGUGCUCGUUCAAAUUUCACGUUUUUCGUUGUUUCGUUAACGUUGUUGAAUCAUCUACCUAUGUCGCCUGUGAGUCCCCGUCCAGAUGGCGUGUUCGUUAUUGCAUGAAAACGUUGAGCGUUCAUUUGAAAACCGUAGGCAACGUCAACGCCCAUUGGAUUACCUGAAAAAUUUUUCUCUAUCUGAAUUAUCAAACACUUUUUAAACGCAAAUACUUUUUUUGUUUAUGAUUUUUUAAUGACUUCUUCAUUGAGGUGCGCUAUUCGGAUUUUAUUGUGCUGUGCGGUCUCUUUAUUUUAUUCAUUUUAUUAGAUAAAUUUGAAGUAGAAAAAAGUGACGGAUGAUUCUUCUCCAAAAGUGAUUCUUCUGAAAAAUUGUCAGGCGACUGGAUUCUACGAGGAAUCAAACGUACUUUUCAGUUCCGGUGGGGUCGCCGGAAGUAGCUGAGCGUGACGGGGCUAACGGAAAAACGUGGGAACUCGGAUCGCCCAGCCGCACUCCACCGCUCCAUUAGUCGGCGCACGCUAAACAACCUCGUAGAUAAUCGCAUUAUACACUUUGCGACAAAUGUUGCGCUAUCCCGGGAAAACUUCCACCGCGAGCUGCUAUCGUAUUUAAGUUCUCCUCGAAUUGACAGUGCAAAGGAGGACGAGUACAGCAUAAAAGAGCCGUAAAAAAAAGGAAGAAAAAAAGAAAAUAAAGGAAGAGAUCAACUUGUUUGUUGUUGAGGUGAUGCCUUAAUUGCCUCGUCGGGAACACUCAACGACUAUUCAAUUAGAUGGGUGGGAAAACAUCGUAUCGAUUAAACUGUAAAAGACUCGCGAUAAGGAAAUUCACAAGAGAACGAGUUCAUAAAAUACACCGAAGUCUCCUUCCGCUGUGACCUUAUUAAUUAGCAUUAAGGCGGUGCAAAGUCAGUUUAAUUGAAUGUUCUCUCGAGGUAUCUCUCAAACUCCAAGAGAAAAGGUCCAACUAUAGAGCAUUUAAAUAUCGGAUAUUUGAAAGUUGAAUGGAGUUAAUUCUAGUCUAAAAUGAGUCUCCGACUGUUUAACUAAAUUUUUUAUUUAUGCAAAUAAAAUUUGUAACGAGAUUCGUAAAAUUCGUAUUAGAACUGUCUUAGAAGAUCACACGACGUCGAUUGCGAUUCAAGAAUUGCGAUGAAAACGAAAUCUGCGAGAGAGCGAGAAAAGUACGAUCGGAAUUUGUGAUGGUCUUAAAUAUAUAGACAGUAAUAGACAUAUUGAGGACACGCAAUCAUCGUUUAAAAAUAACAAAACGGAAAGAAAUCGCUAAGGAAACAUCAUCACGCAAGACAAAGCUAACUUCAUUGUAGCCUAACGUGCAGUAGAAUACGCGGUUUCCCGCUGUUUGUCCGUGGAGGUACUCUGUGGUAUCUGUAUGCGAUCUGGCAGAUUGAAAAGAGACAGAGCGAAGGCAUUCGAAGAGAGGAAGGACUUAGUCGCGGGACCAGAAGCGAAGAGAGAGACUGAUCGGAAUCCCACUCUCCUCUAGGUAGAAUCUGUGACGUCAACCUGGAGCAAGUUGUAUGACCAGUUUGUUGGUAAAAAGAGGCAAAAGAGCAGAAGAAAAGGAAGGAAAAAAAAGAGGAAGGAGAGCGGGAGAAAUAGGAGGAGGCAAUAGUCUUCUCUCUCACAUUCAUCUGCGUUUUUACCAGUCGGCUCUCUCUAAGGCAUUUCGUGCCGCCAUGUCAUCCGCGCACCACGACAUCCAUCAACAGCAGUAACGCGUUUGCCCCUUCUCUCUUUUCUCUCUUUCUCUCUCUAUCUGUCUUUUUGUGGCACUCAUUCAGUGGCCGUUGUGUCGGACUAAAAUUACCCUGGUCGGCUGAUCGCUGCGAUCUGCGAAGCGCGAGCGGAGUGUUCGCUCCAGCGUGGAACGUUUCGGAGCUGAUCGCGACGAGGAGGCGCAUCUCGAUGGCGGUUGCGAUGCAUCGAAUGUAUUAAACAGACGUCGCGUAACAUCGGAUCAGUGAUAUAAUCGUUUCAAACCAGUGAUAUGAUCAAGAAAUCCUGCAUGCGUUCGGUAUCGCUCUUGAUGAUUAAGUGCACGUCGUUCCAAACGAGCUGAUGAAUAAUACAGGAAUUCGAAGUCUAUGUUAUAGCGGAGGCGAAAGAGGAGACCGAAAGGUCAUCCGUUGAGGAAUCGAUGUGUAGACUCACGUAGUGCUUAUAGUGGACCUUCCAAAACCUCAUCGAGACGUUUGGAUAUCUCGAAGAAAAACUUCGUUGAUUUUUCUCUCUCUCUCUCUCUUUCUCUCCCUUCCCAUGUGUAAAAGAUAAAUGCGCCAUAAAGAUCACACCUGUAUACCAGUGCGCACGAAUGUCGUUGGAUAGAUAAUUGGAUACCGCGAAUGGUUCACCAAAGGAUACGUGAAACUUCCAACGGUCCGUCGUAUUUGGAUACUUGAAGUAGGUGAUACUGCUCAUCGUGAAAACAUCGCUGCUCGAGAGAAAUGGGAAACCACCCAUCCGCCCACCAGCCACUCGAGAGGGCUACCAGCCAUGCUGGAAAUGGUCUUCGUCUCUCGAAGCGCGAGAGAUCGCCGGGGAAAAGAAUGGAUCGGCUUCGACGGAGCUUCCGGGACAGCUUCCGCCGACGGAAAGAAUCUCACGUGCCCGAGUCCAGUAAGCCCCAUCAAUGGCAAGCUGAUGAAAGUGCAGUACGUUCAGCCACGUGCGCUUUUCAUGUCAAGUACCUGGGAUGCGUAGAGGUGUUCGAAUCGAGGGGUAUGCAGGUUUGCGAAGAAGCUCUUAAAGUUCUUCGAAAUUCGAGGCGAAGACCGGUGCGGGCGAUACUUCACGUAUCCGGAGAUGGAUUGCGCGUUGUCGAGGAUGAAACGAAAGGAUUAAUUGUCGAUCAGACGAUCGAAAAGGUAUCAUUCUGUGCACCUGAUAGAAAUCACGAGAAGGGAUUCAGUUACAUCUGCAGGGAUGGCACCACCAGACGAUGGAUGUGUCAUGGAUUUUUAGCGUUGAAAGAAUCGGGGGAAAGAUUGAGUCACGCAGUGGGUUGCGCCUUCGCCGCGUGUCUGGAAAGGAAGCAACGACGAGACAAAGAAUGCGGAGUUACAAUGACUUUCGAUUCGAAGACUUCCACCUUUACGAGAAGCGGCAGCUUCAGGCAACCUAGUCUCACGGAACGGUUGCAGGAAUCACGCGAUCGUGCAGUAGAUGUUCCUCCGGUUAAGCAGGUGUAUAAUCCUUUUGCGAUCGAAAGACCACACGCCACUCCAUCAAUGCUGGAACGACAGGGUUCUUUCCGAGGUUUUACGCAACUCAAUCAAGCAUCACCGUUUAAAAGGCAGCUCAGUCUACGAGUCAAUGAUCUUCCUAGUAAUCUCGAACGCACACGUAGUCACAGUCUUGAGCCAACGGACUUGUCACGAAUGCCAUCAGCUCUUUCGCACAUUGUACCUUUGAAGCCGCCAGAGUUCGAAGGAUAUGACGAAGUGAGUCCAAUACCAGAAAUAUCUCCCGGUGGUCAGGACAGCGUUUCUGCAAUGUGUCAGCAGCUUUCUCGAGGGCUUUCUCUGCUCUCGAGCAGCGACGACUUUGGACCAAUGCCGUCGUCCCAGCUUGCUGCCACCUCUGUCGCUAAACAACUUUUUAUGAGCGCCACCACUAGUUCUCCUCCAGUAACGAGUAGCAGCUCGUUGGACGAGAUCAAACUGCAAAAUGGUCCCAGCAUUAACAACAACAACAACGACAAGAGCGACGAGCCCAGCGGUCUGAAUCACGUCGGGCCCAGUUGGCAAGAGUCAGCAUCUCCCGUUCUCGCGUCGAACCAUAGGCUCACACCACUCCUUAAGACAAGCAACUUGAGUCCCGUUCUUCCAAGGACGAACGCACCCACUCCGGUCGUUAUGAGCACACCGGCACCUGUUUCCUCUGGUGUAGGUGCCUUUGGCACACCACCGUCGGCAGCGAGCCCCGCUUUUAGCACAACUUCUACAUCCUCUUUGGGAAACACGCCUACACCGGCUGUGAACAAAUCGCCGAUACCAUCAAAUUCAACAAUGACACCGAAAACAAGUUCUCCCAGUGCUAGCGUAGCGUCUGUCUCUUCGUCAUUAUCCUCGACAUCCACCACGACUAAUGUCGCACAAGUUUCAACGGCAACCGGUGUUUCGACAGCUUUAGUACAACCGCUUUCCACGGCAGCCGGUUUGCCAAAACCAGAACAAUGGUUGGGUAGCAUAACCGGAUCUGUGCCGUCGCCGGUACCGCAGCAGGUACCUGCCAGUCCUCGACGAGCACCUCCGCUUCACGCCAGGGCGCUUUCGCUCGGAUCAGCCGCGAUGGGCCAAGCUUCCAGAGGAGGACCUUCCGAUCCUUUCGACGUCGAGUGGGCGGAAAUUGCCGCCAGAAAUUUGCGGCAAUCAACCACGACGACGAAUCCUUUCAUUAUGCCGAACGCGACCCAAGCGUUUCAGGUGCAAUUGUAGCGUCAGGAGUUCAUCAACAACGUCGCCAAGUAUUUUCGCUCGAACACAUAGCGGCAACACGCACGUUCGCGUUUCGACGUCGCGUCCGAUCGAAAAUAUUACACGUGAGCCGCCGUUUCCUCGACCCGAUUUCGAAUGCCGCCGAAUACUGUCAGGCGCGGUCGAGCUUCCGGUUGGAUAGUACAAGUCCUCUCUCUACGGGAUCCGAAGAGAAGCUGGGUCCCGAAAGAGCGCGACGAUCUGUCUCUUUUCGAGUCGGCAUUUAGUAGCAACGACAGUAGCAGCGAACCUUACACCAGCACAAAAGAUAUCAGCGUAAAUUACUUUAUAGAUAGAUAAAUAUACGCACACAGCCUUAACGACCUCAGUAAAAGUAAAAAAUGGUACACGCAUAAAUGCAUAAAAGCAUAAAAGCAGUUUGGGAGAUGACGUGACGGGAGAUACACAAUGUUUCAUGCACCGAAUAAUAACAGAGGCUUACAGCUCGUCAGCCGAUUAAGGAGAAGCAAUAGAUGUCGCGAAAUACCAACGGAUUUCCCGACAGUACCAAUAAUUAUAUAUUCAAUGUCUGUCACGCGAUAUAUCGUAAUUGGAUAUCCCAAUUAUCUUGAGUAGAAUUAGGCUCGAACCGCGAGCGGUUAUCGUCGUUCUGCAUGAAAAACGAAAUUGUACGCACCCAAGAUUACACUGCACCCUUACCGUUUUUUUUUCUUUUCCAAGAGAGAAAAUUACGCGUAGUGUAGUCGCUCUUCGUGAUCGUGUCCCGCGAGCUGGAUCACAAAGCGAGAUAAUCGUACCUUUCGCAGGAAGGAAAUUGCAUUUCCGGCAGGCUCACCCGGCUCAGACGAGCACGUAGAUAAACGAAUGACGUUUCAUCAUACGUGAAAUGUUAUUAUGCAGGUGGAUUAACAUCCGCGUGAGGGACUGUGAUAUUGACGCGAAGUGGCCAGUACUUAAGCGAACAGGGUCGAAGAGAAGUAUCGUGAGGAACUUGCUCAAGGUUGUCGUGUUGCGCGAUAACAGAGAAUAAAAGCGAUCGUGAGCUCGGGUACCGUGGACUCUAUCGUCCUGUGUAGCCGGCAGAAAACACCCAUAUAGAUUACUUAAGUAAAGAUUAGCUGUUGAAAGUUAUAGCGGAGAUAUUGUCUUACACUAUCGUUGUCUAUUAUAUAUACACACACGAUCGUGUUGCAUUUAUUGUAAAGGCAGAGAAUCGCAGGAUGAUGAGAAAAUUCUUGCACAAGGACGACGCUCGCGGAACGAUUUCCUCGAGAACCUUAGACGGUGCUUCCGUUCUGUAAUAGCAAUAGCUGUGCGAAAAUCGUUCGCCGAGCCGAUCCUCGAAGAAGUGCGAGUUCAUAUCUACGAUCUGAUUGCAGUCUGAGUGCAAAUGAAUUUCCUCAGUCCCGCAUAGUAAUUGAUAGCGUCCCGCGAGAUAUCAGUAUUGCGCCUCUAGCAGCUUUCUGUCUUUCAACUUAAUGGCUGCACUUUCGAUUUUUCGAAACGGAUCGAGGGUAAACGUCAAGGAAGGCCGAGAUAAUCACAAGAGGGAUAAUUGAGGCGCGCAAGUGUGUAUGCAUUGUAUAUAGAUUAAUUAUUUAAAGUAUGAUGCGACAGUGUAGGGGCAUGGGAGAACGUUCCAGAAAGAGAAAGAGAGAGCAUAAUGAAAUCAUUUAUUAAACCAGCGACUCAGUAAUGACGCGAAAGAAAUUCUUCCUAAAUAAAGUUUAAUCAAAGUGUAAUAAUAUUUUAUAAAUAUGAUUUUCGGAGACUAUAUGAAGAAUAAUAUUGCGCGAUUUAUAAUUUAUUUGCGGGUUUUAUACGGCUUCUUUUAAUUCUUACGUUAUUUUUAAGCAGAUUGUCAUAUACUCGCAGUCAUUCUGAUAAGUAUGUACGUAUGUGUACAAUACUACGAUAUAUGUAGACAUUCCUGCAAUACUCCAUACCGAGAUAUAUAUAUACUUACGCGACAUAAGUUUUUGAUCGCGCGAUUUGAUUUCAAUGUCCUGUUAAAAUCGCGUCUAAAAUUGCAUCUAAUGUAAUUUAUUUAUUUAUUUCGAUACAACCACGCUACGAAUACGAAGCGUACCUAUAUUGAUAUUCUUCUAUAUGACGAGUAUUGUUUAAGAAGUAUUACCGCUUCGAUUGCGUAAUAGAUUUUAUUGUUAAUCAGAUAAAUGAUUUAGAAGAGAUUGUUAUUAACGAUUAUGGAAUCGAAUGAUAUCCAUCUAUUUCUGCGAGAGAAAUUUUUGCCGUCAUCGUUGCAAGCUGUUCGGCGAAAAUGGAUUUGGUUUUUUCGAGCCACCUUCCGUCCGUCCCGAAAAUCAAAAGGUAACAAGAAAUAACAAAAUUAAAAGCGGGAAGAAAUUUAAACGAACACUGUAAAGUAGCAGCAGGGAAUGAUCGCUGGGUACUUAUUGCGGUACUUAUCGAAAGAAAAUAUCGAUUAAUCAAUGUACUUAAAUAUUAAUACACGUAGAGAGAUCGUUGCCCGUGCAAGAUCGCUAAUCGACGCACGUCGUCGAUGUCUUCGUUUUUAUUUGUAUUUUUUUUCUCAUUUUAUUAUCUUUGAAAUUGCAAAAUAUUUCUUUCGUUAUUCGUUCGUUUCCUCGAGAAAGAAAAAGAGAGAAGAAGAAAAAAGAAAGAGAGAGAGAGAACGAGGAAAAAUUUGUACAUAACACAGCAUAGUGAUUCGUUAUAAUAUUAUCAUGUUUACGUACUUACUGUUUUUUUUUUUUCCUUUUACGUUUCUUGGUCGAUGUACGCUAAUUCACAUAGUUCAUUUGACUAGGAUCGAGAAGGAGUGAUAGUGGCGUCUUGGCUGGUAUUAUAUCCGCUUCUACAACGCUUCUGCGACUUAUCUGGGCAUCUGAUGUUUUUUCUUCUUCUGUUGUAAUUUUUAAUCAAAGAGUCUCAUUUAUUUGUGACUAUCCUUUUUACUGCGCUCGGAAAAACGCGGAGAUCAGCCAGGACGCGUUCCGGUGUCUCGUUCGACUGAAACAGAUGAGUGCAUUUAGAAAAGUGAAUAUAACAUAUAAACACAAACACAUAUAAAUACAUAUAUAUAUAUAUAUAUAUAUAUAUAUAUAUAUAUAUAUAUAUUAUACACGUUUACAUAUCCAGAGAAAGAGACGCCGGAACAAGAGUAUAUAGGCGAAUAGAUGCACCGCGUGCCAAAUUCAAAAGUGCAACCGCGUUGCCUGCCAAUUGGUACAUCGCGCACGCUUCCGUGGUUGUGUUGUACAUAGUGUCGCCGGUCGAUUCCUGGAUCAAUGUACGACUUAAUGCGUGUAUAUUUCGUAAAAGUAUCCUUGUUCAUUUUACAUUGUAUCUGCCACUGUAAAAAUACGAUUUAUUAUAUAAUAUCUGUUGUGAUUA